This is a messenger RNA of Lathyrus oleraceus (garden pea), 1218 nucleotides long. RefSeq names its product cytokinin riboside 5'-monophosphate phosphoribohydrolase LOG1. The record is from RefSeq and is a predicted model, not a curated record. Gene Ontology annotation, molecular function: hydrolase activity, hydrolyzing N-glycosyl compounds. Gene Ontology annotation, biological process: cytokinin biosynthetic process. Lineage: Eukaryota; Viridiplantae; Streptophyta; Magnoliopsida; Fabales; Fabaceae. Gene Ontology annotation, cellular component: cytosol; nucleus. Bases 387 to 1016 code for a protein of 209 amino acids. The transcript has 7 exons.
UAAACAUGAACAUUGAACAAUAAAGUAUUUGAGAGUGUAUUAUAAAAGAUGAUGAGAGAGAGUUGAUGAUCAUCUUGUAACUAUCUUUUGAGGUUCCUAUUCCAAUACUCAAUUUGAUGAUACGAAACCACACAAUCAUGUUGAUAUAGGACCACGGAUUUCCUUUCUUACACUACUAUUAUUAUCUUUUCUGGUACACCAAGGGGACCAUAGUAAAGUAGAAAACAAAACACAAAAACACACGUAUGUGUAUGUGUUAUGUUAUUGCUUAUGAUGUAAUCAUGGUUCUACAUUAGAAUGAAACCUUUAUAUAAAUAUAUAUAUAUAGGUGUUUGUGAAGGAUUGGAAAAAAGAAGAGAACAGAACAAGAGGAAGAAGAAAAAAGGAUGGAAGAGGAAAGUGAGAUGAAAGAAUCAAAGUUUAAGAGGAUUUGUGUUUUUUGUGGUAGCAGUCCUGGGAAUAAGAGUAGCUAUAAAGAUGCUGCUAUUCAGCUUGGAAAAGAAUUGGUGUCAAGAAACAUUGAUUUGGUUUAUGGAGGAGGCAACAUUGGUUUAAUGGGAUUGAUAUCUCAAUCUGUUUAUGAAGGAGGUCGACAUGUUAUUGGGAUAAUUCCGAGGACAUUAAUGUCAAGAGAGAUAUGUGGAGAGACAGUGGGGGAAUUGAAGGAAGUGGCAGAUAUGCAUGAAAGAAAAGCUGAGAUGGCUAAACAUUCUGAUGCAUUUAUUGCCUUACCCGGUGGCUAUGGGACACUUGAAGAGCUUCUUGAAGUCAUAACUUGGGCUCAACUUGGCAUCCAUGAUAAACCAGUUGGGUUGUUGAAUGUAGAUGGAUUCUACAAUUCUUUGUUAUCUUUCAUUGACAAAGCUGUGGAAGAAGGUUUCAUUUGCCCUAAAGCUCGACAUAUAAUUGUAUCUGCCCCAUCAAUAAAAGAACUUGUUAAAAAGAUGGAGGAAUAUUCUCCGCAACACGAAAGAGUUGCAUCUAAGUUAAGCUGGGAAAAUGGACAGUUGGAUUAGGCAUCAGAUCAUUACAUCUUAAAUUGUGGUUAUUACAUGAUAAUAGAGUUUUGCUAAGCCAUAGUUUUUUUUUGUGUAUGCUUUUGCAUUUUUAUUUAUUUAUGUUGAUUAGUAUAAAACAACAUAAUUACUGACUUAAUCUAACUGUGAUAACUAGUUACUAUGUUAAAUAUGAAUUUUAAAACUGAAUUAGUUUAAGAUU